This is a messenger RNA of Strongylocentrotus purpuratus (purple sea urchin), 2145 nucleotides long. RefSeq lists its product as uncharacterized. Gene Ontology annotation, molecular function: calcium ion binding. The transcript is spliced from 5 exons. Bases 191 to 727 code for a protein of 178 amino acids. NCBI's taxonomy places the organism in Eukaryota, Metazoa, Echinodermata, Echinoidea, Camarodonta, Strongylocentrotidae. The record is from RefSeq and is a predicted model, not a curated record.
UCGCUGUAAAUCACAACUAUAUAGGCCUAUACGUAAAUGCAGGUCGCUUGUUAAAUUAUCUCUCACUGAUUUUUCGAGGGGACUUCAAUAUACUUUAGGCUUGUCACACUAUACUCUUGGGAAGGUCUCGAAAAUUUGCUGGUUAGCCACAGCUACUAAAAUUUCCAAUUAAGAUAUCGAGCCGUCAACGAUGUUGAAAGUUCUUCUUCUCACGUCUGUGUACAUGGUGUGCACCAUCUCCAUGGCCUGGGGAUGCGUGUCUGGAGCGGGUCCAUCGUGGGAGAUAAGCCAGGGAGGACGAGGCAGUGGGAGAGGCAGGCCGGGUGUCAUCGGCCCCGAGAGACCAAGAGUCCCUAUCGACAUUUUGAGGUACUUCGCUGGAAAUAUAACCAAGGAAUUAGCAUUUGCAAGCAUUGAUCUUGACGGUAACGGUCUUGUGACGCUGGACGAGUGGGUUGCGGCAGACGGAGCCUUGACAGAAUUAAAUAAUCUGCUUAUUCGCCUCGACACAGACGGUGACAACCGCAUCUCUCUGGACGAACUCCAGCCCUUCAACCUACCAAGCAGAUCGGAUAGCGAGGCCGUGCCUCGUCUGCUCGCCUUCCAAGGCGUUCCUGAUGAAGAAGCGACUCUCGGAGCCACGACACCACCAUCUCGACGACGACGACGGAUUAAUCGGAGGCGGAAGGGACGACGUGGUCGAUUGGGAGCAAGAGCAACACCAUAAAUUCCAUCGACCAACGUAAACGACAUCGGCUUGUGUAGGAUUACAGGGGCACUGAUGAAAAUGGAGGGUCACUGGUUUUUAAGAAGGGAAAUUAGAGAGGUUCGAGGGGUGAAUUUUUUUUCUUCAUAUUAUGGUAGAUUAACACUUUUAACAUGCUCCAUUAUCCUGGACUCAACAUUUUUGAGGAGGCGAGAUGGCUCAUCGGUAAAGUAGUGGUCUCGAGACCGGAAUUCGGGUGCCGGGUUCGAAACCAAGUCGAUGCGCUAAUUCCCUUUGGUAAGGCGUUAAUCCACAUUACCGAGUCGCUGUCGGUCCCCUGGUUAACUACUUUUUUUAAAAGCAUACACAUGUUUUCUUAGCAAUCAGGUACAACAAACAAAAAGUAACCACCCUAAGUAAACCAAACCAAUUCACCCCUCAGUGUUGAAUCAAUCACAUUUACCGUGUUAACCUACCAUUUUAAUGUUUUCGUUGCUCGGGUCUUUUAAAUGUUGAUUUAAAUAGUUUUUGGAGUGUAAAAGCGGCUGAUAUAUUUUACGCAGAAGAUUCCUCCCAAAGUUGCCGAGAAAUGCACGAGGAAAAUUAAACCGUAAAAAUGCGAGCGUGUCUAAGUUUGUACACUCUGCGUUUAAUACUACAUCAUCAAUUUUAUAUGAUGAAUCUUUAGGCUAGAUUUGAUCGUAUCUACAUGACUGAUUUAUAAAUCUGAGUGUGCAUGAACAUUAUGUUUCGGAUCAUGCAUUUAUAGAUACUUCCAUCUGUCAAAUACUCUCUUUUUUCAAUUAUACAUAAACCUGUAAAAAGGAUAAACAUUACAUAAAUAUCAACCGUACUGUGAUAUUAUUCACUCGCCUUGAUAGACAUUGAGACUUAUUUCAUUGCAUCUCGAAAUCUAUAUAGCCUAUCUUUUGUUUCUGGAUCCGAUAUAACCGUACUUAAUUCGCUCUGCGCCAUGUUGAUGAGACCUUCUUUGUAAUCCAAAUUUUAGAAAAGGAAGACAAAAUCCACCUGCAUUGUAUAUAAUUUAUGUACAUAAUUUAUUCGCCACAUUAGUAUUAAGUGUUUUCUCUUUAUUCCUUGAUUGAAUAUGGGGGGGGGGGGAUCAAUCACGAAGACCUGAAUUUGAAGAACAAAAAUCAACCUAAGGCACUGUCGAUUCCUUUCCCCAUUCACCUAUCAAAGUAAUUUCUUUAGGAUGCGCAAUAAGGGCCUGAUAUCCCCCCCUGAGUUGAUUUCUCGAAAGUCUUCGUGAUCGACUCAUAAAGUAAGUGUUUAUCACGGCCAUUACGUUUUAGUGAAAUUGAGUUGAGAAUAAAAUAAGAGGAUCUAUUUAUUUUAGUCAAACUUUGCCAAGAUAAAGUGUUAAAAGUGAUUUGGAUACAACCAAUUUCUUCUGGAUAUGAUUAAUGUGAUUUAUA